Messenger RNA from Astyanax mexicanus (Mexican tetra), 1492 nucleotides. Its product is annotated as scavenger receptor cysteine-rich type 1 protein M130-like. Gene Ontology annotation, cellular component: membrane. NCBI's taxonomy places the organism in Eukaryota, Metazoa, Chordata, Actinopteri, Characiformes, Acestrorhamphidae. The record is from RefSeq and is a predicted model, not a curated record. The annotation marks the transcript as partial. The transcript is spliced from 5 exons.
CUUUUGAUUCCUAACAUUUUGAUUGCGGAUUUAUUUUUUUGUGUAAAACUUUUGGCACAAAAUUCACUCCAUAGAUCAGAGUCUAGACUGAAGAACUGUAGAUCACCAGUAUGGGGUAAACAUGACUGCAAUGAAACCCACAAUUCUGGAGUCAUCUGUUCAGGAGCCAGGCUGGUUUUAGGUUCUCGCUGCUCUGAGAGAGUGGAGGUUCUUCAUGGAGAGAGCUGGGUCACAGUGUGUGAUGCUGACUUUGACCAGCAGGGUGCAGAGGUUGUGUGUCGAGAGCUGGGCUGUGGUUCUCCUGUGAAGGUUCUGGGAGCAGCUGCGUUUGGUAGAGGGGAGGGUCAGGUGUGGUCAGAGGUGCUUCAGUGUAGAGGAAACAAAUCUCAGACUCACUUCUGUCCAAAAUCAUCUUCACUCGAACACAACUGCUCCCAUGAUAAUGAUGUGGGACUGGUGUGUGCAGGAGUCCUGCUGGUUAAUGGCUCUCGCUGCUCUGGAAGAGUGGAGGUUCUUCAUGGUGAGAGCUGGUUCACAGUGUGUGAUGCUGACUUUAACCAGCAGGAUGCAGAGGUUGUGUGUCGGGAGCUGGGCUGUGGUUCUCCUGUGGAGAUUCUGGGAGCAGCUGCUUUUGUUAGAGGGGAGGGUCCGGUGUGGUCAGAGGAGCUUCAGUGUAGAGGAAACGAAUCACAGAUUCACUUCUGUCCAAAAUCAUCUUCACUCAAACACAACUGCUCCCAUGAUAAUGAUGUGGGACUGGUGUGUGCAGACAGUGUGAGGUUGGCGGAUGGUGGCAGUCGCUGUGCUGGAAGAGCAGAGGUUUUUCACAGAGGACAGUGGGGAACAAUUUGUGGUGCUGGUGCAAAUUUCAUAGCGGGUUUUGUCAUGUGUAAAGAGUUGGGCUGUGGAGAGCCGUUUAGGACUGAUGCAGCUGUUCCAGGAUCUGCACCGAUCUGGAUGAGUCAUGUGAAGUGUACUGGAUCAGAGUCUACACUGAAACACUGUGGAUCAUUAGGGUGGGGUGAACACAGCUGUAAUCAUAAUAUGGAUAUUGAGCUUACCUGUUCAGAUCACAGGACAUCCAGACUUGCUGAUGGUCCUCAUGUUUGCUCUGGGAGAGUGGAGGUUUUUCAUGGAGCGUCUUGGUUCACAGUGUGUGAUGCUGACUUUGACCAGCAGGAUGCAGAGGUUGUGUGUCGAGAGCUGGGCUGUGGUUCUCCUGUGGAGGUUCUGGGAGCAGCUGCUUUUGGUAAAGGGAAGGGUCAGGUGUGGUCAGAGGAGCUUCAGUGUAGAGGAGAUGAAUCUGAGAUUACUCUCUGUCCAAUAACCUCUUCACACAAAUACAACUGCUCUCAUGGUAAUGAUGUGGGACUUGUAUGUUCUGGUACAGUAUAAUAUGUGAUAUUAUCGUCUAACAUUUCUUUAUAUAAUAUACAGUAUAGGAGAGAACUUGCUCUUUUACGAGUCUCUUGGUUGUAAAUUCAGGUCAUAC